Molecule: messenger RNA, 2623 nt
Organism: Leguminivora glycinivorella
Lineage: Eukaryota; Metazoa; Arthropoda; Insecta; Lepidoptera; Tortricidae
Product: G-protein coupled receptor moody-like
Exons: 3
Coding region: 111-1403 (430 amino acids)
Biological process (GO): G protein-coupled receptor signaling pathway
Cellular component (GO): membrane
Molecular function (GO): G protein-coupled receptor activity
Source: RefSeq, a predicted model, not a curated record
CUAGCUCAUUAAAUGAGGACGUUGAAAUCUGCCGCUAAGCUCAAUAAAUGAGGAAAUGGAACGUGCAUUCGUGGCGACAUGACGUGUGAUUAAUGUGAUUGUAAGUUAAAAUGGGUGAUUUGUCACCGAGUGCGUACGAGGACGAAAACUUGACUCAGUUCAAGCUGGAUGAUUAUUCGGACGAAGCCCUGGCGAAGAUGGAGUUGUUCAAGGAUUACCCGGAGGCCUUGUUGAGGUUCGCGUCGGUGUGCUGUGUGCUUUUCAUGCUUGUGGGGAUUCCGGGGAACCUUAUCACUAUCAUCGCGUUGGCAAGGUGUAAAAAGGUCCGGAACGCAACAGCAGUGUUCAUAAUGAACCUCUCCUGCUCCGACCUGCUUUUCUGCUGCUUCAACUUGCCCCUCGCCGCCUCGACGUUUUGGCAGCGUUCCUGGGCGCACGGGCGGACGCUGUGCCGCAUGUUCCCGUUGGCGAGAUACGCGCUGGUCGCGGUGUCUCUCUUCACUGUGCUGGCUAUCACUAUCAACAGAUAUGUCAUGAUAUCGCAUCCCAGGCUCUAUCCUAAGUUGUACAGAAGACAGUAUUUGGCAGUGAUGGUGGCCAGUACUUGGGCGUUCGCGUUCGGAGCGCUCAUAGCCACGUGGUUCGAAAAAUGGGGUCGCUUCGGCCUCGAUCUCAGAAUCGGCUCCUGUUCCAUACUUCCCGAUGACAACAAAAGAUCUCCAAAAGAGUUCCUCUUCGUGGGCGCGUUCAUGCUUCCCUGCCUCGCUAUAGUUAUUUGUUACGCGAGGAUAUUCUGUAUCGUUCGGGAAGCAGCAAAGAAAUCGAGGGCACCCGUGAGGAGCAGGACUCGGCCUGGGCGGGAAGACUCGGCCAUGGGCUCGGCCUCCACUGCGGUAGAACGGUCGCCGGGCCCUGAGAAUGGAACUAACCACGCGGCUCCCCCGCGGAGAACUCUCCUAGCUCCACCAGUCUUACACUGCCCACCGACCCCCGGCCCUGAGCGAUCCUCAUCCUCAGGCGUAGACACCUUAGACGGGCACGACGAAGAAUGUGCACUAGACGGCAAGCGGACGCCGAGCGGCAGCGAAACGACUAAAAGACUGCGCCAGGCAGCCGCAGCUUUAAAACGAGCGCCAGGCCCCGUACGCGCACCGCGUCUUACUCCAAAAGACAGGAAACUAUUAAAAAUGAUUAUGGCAAUAAUGCUCUCCUUCUGGGUCUGCUAUCUCCCGAUAACUCUGACAAAGAUAUUUCGCGAGUUCACUUCGUAUCCGCUGGCGAACAUCGCCGGGUACAUUCUUAUCUAUCUGACGACGUGCAUCAACCCUAUUAUUUAUGUGGUCAUGUCGAGUGAGUACCGGCAGGCCUACAAGAACUUGCUGAUGUGUCGCCGGAGGGCGUGACGGUCACCCGGGGACGGCGUCGCCGAGAAGCAGCCGCCGUGACUAGUCGUUGACGGGGGAUCACACUGCAUCUCCCUGAAACAAAUGAACUAUAGUAUUUCCCAAAGAACUUCACUCUAAAUACUCCUGUGAGUCUAAGUAGCGAGUUAAGUUACAAGUGAGUGUGAAGUGGAUUUUUUUACAAAAAUCGUUUUAUUCGCGAGCCGUCCGUGAUUGUGCUAGUGGAGAUGGGAUGAAGAUGAGAUAGAAAUGAGACUUUUAUUGGUAGGUAAGUAAGUUAUUGAUGACAUAAUGAUUGAUAUUCAAAGUAUACAUAAGUAUAAAGUAUCUAAACUGUAAGUAAAUGUGCAAUCUUUUUGUAAUGUUUAAUUUAUUACAUGACAUUAUUACGUAUAGGCAAGGUGCGAAUAAGUCGCAAUUAUUUCGUGUUUAACGUAUAUGUAUUUUGAUUGUGUUAAAAGUUAGCUUUUAACUAUUCAACGUAAUGUUAUAGACGCUUAGCAAUAAAAGAGCAAGGAUACAAUAAUGUUAAAAAGCAAUAAAAUAUUGUAAUAUUGGAGGAGGAAUUGAAAGGCUAAGCAGUCUAUAUUUAUUUAUAAAAUGAAAUUGUACAGUGUACGGUAAACUCAGUACAACAAGUUAUAAGUCUCGAAUAUAACGUAUUUGCAGUAACAAAGUUUGGCUAAGGAAACUUCUACAAUGUAGAGUUUAUCGCUUAUUGGAGUUUUGUAAUAAGGAGUUUACAUUGCAUUACAUUUUACAAAAGAACGGUACAUUUCAGUUUUAUUUUAAGCUUUUGAGACCUACAAUUUAAUCGAAACUACCACAAGUGUGUUGCUGAGAAGUACCUAAUGAUAUUAAGUAUUACCGUUUCUUUUAAAAAUGGAAACUUCUGGCAAAUGUUUAUAAUAUGUAUAACACCGCGUUUUAUACACAUUUUUAAGUCACUCACGGUUCGAACGAGAUAAAAUAAUAACAUUUGGUCGUGACCACGGCCCGGCCAGUGCAACCUGUGGCUGUAUCAUGGUCGUGUAUUUGUCACUUGUCAUAUCAUGCAUCACUUUCGCAUGGUGACAAAAGAUAUGUCUAUAUCCGACCGUCUUAACCCAGUGGCCGUAUCAAGGUCGCGUUUUAGUCACUUGUCACACAUUGGUGACAAAUGAUAUAUAGCCGCCAAUCUUAGUCGGGCUGCUGGCCGAAACGUAGGGAAAACUGUAAAA